AUGUCUGCCCUCUCCGUCGCCCUUGCUGCCUUUGCCAACAUCCACAACGAUAACGAGCUCGUCGUGGAACCUCUUCAAGUUCCUCUCCUACCGUCGUCCCCUUUGACCUCCCGUUCUUCCUCGCCGCUGUCUGUCCCAUCUCUCACCCACAGUUCCCCGUCUUCCACCUCUUCCAGUCUUCUCGAUGUAUCCGCUCCCGUCCACCGCCCAAACGAACAUCUUGCCGUUUUACUUCCAAAGUCUCUUUGGAAGCCGGAUUCAUUAGCCUCCACCUGCGACAACUUCUUUUGUCGCCUGCCUUUCUCUCUCUUUGAGCGCAGACAUCUUAUUAGCACUGCCGCAAAUGCGGAGGUGUAUUUUGUGCUCAGUUGUCAUUGUAACUCCCCCCCACCAUUCCAAGCUUGUUCCCCCUUCCUUGUCGCGCAGGUCUCAAUCUCUUCGCACAAUCUCGACACUCCUGGAGACCUUCCUCGGCGAAAACCCUUGCGCGCCUCCCAUAUGCCCCUUCCCCUUGAUCUCGAACGCUCGUAUGGUGAACUAGACGCAUACCCUCUUCGCCGUUCCAGCAUCCUCUGCAAAGCCACAGGUGGCGGGCGUUGGGAACCUAAACCAUGCCCCGUUCUCGACGGAUACCGUCCACCUGUGCCGGGUGGUAAAGCACCUUUCGAGAUUGAGAUGGAGCGCGAGGAGCAAGAAGCCCGUAAACUCCGGGAAAAUCCCAUCGUUAAAGAUGGUGACUUCCAAUACCGCUUCACGCGGCCCCAACAAGAACAGAUGAUCAUUGCGCGCAGUCCUUUUGUACUGUCGACCUUCUGAAACGUCCUCUCUUGCCUAAUCUUGAAAAGUACCUCUCACUGGCUUAUCUUUCCGUCUCUUCCCCUCGAUGUCUUGCCACUAAACAACUCUCUGCUUCCCUGACUGCUGCUAUCACUGCCAUAUAUUCUUAUUAUUGUAUAUUGCUUGUUGCCUUUGACUUGUGCUCAUUGUACCCAUAUCCGUCAUGCAUCAUCUCCAUGUCUCUUGGCCGGUGGUCUUUGCCAUUACCACCCUCUCCUGUGUCUUGGUUCAUACCAGCGUCUUUCCCAAUGCGUUACCCCUUUCCUCCUGGCUGUCGAUUCAGCCGUGCACCAUUAUCGUUAUAUCUAUCCAUCACAGCUCGCAAUCAAUUGGUUUGCGGGCUGCUGCUACUCUUAUUGUGUUUUUAUCUCUUAUCUGCUACAUACCUACACAUCUACCAUAUUACGUCGAGACUUAUUAUUGCGCAGAGUUACAUCCUGUACUAGAUGUGCUGUUACAUAGAUGAAAUCAUGCUUUCCAG
This is a messenger RNA of Laccaria bicolor S238N-H82, 1318 nucleotides long. RefSeq lists its product as uncharacterized. The transcript has 6 exons. The record is from RefSeq and is a predicted model, not a curated record. NCBI's taxonomy places the organism in Eukaryota, Fungi, Basidiomycota, Agaricomycetes, Agaricales, Hydnangiaceae. The coding region runs from base 1 to 816 and encodes 271 amino acids.